Molecule: messenger RNA, 3252 nt
Organism: Musca vetustissima
Lineage: Eukaryota; Metazoa; Arthropoda; Insecta; Diptera; Muscidae
Gene: tim
Product: protein timeless
Exons: 10
Biological process (GO): DNA repair; replication fork arrest; DNA replication checkpoint signaling
Cellular component (GO): replication fork protection complex
Molecular function (GO): DNA binding
Source: RefSeq, a predicted model, not a curated record
CGUAUUGCCACAACCAUUCCAAAUGAAUGCCACAGACGAAGAUCUUAAACUACAAACUUAAAUUUUCGAUUAUAUUUUGUUGUAAUGGACUGGCUAUUAGAAACGCCUCAGCUAUAUAGUGCUUUCUCCUCACUGGGCUCCCUCAUGGGAGAUACCUAUGUUGUAAGUGAUAAGGUUCUAGAAACAUUGGAAGAAAUUGACUUUAAGUUGACCUAUGAAGAUCAAACCCUACGAACAUUUCGACGAGCUGUAGGUUUUGGUAAAAAUGUUAAAUCCGAUCUGCUACCCCUCCUGGAAAAUGCCAAAGAUGAGGAGGUAUUCGAUUCGGUUAUAAGGAUAUUGGUAAACCUCACCGCGCCGGUGGAAUGUCUAUUCUCGGUCGAUGUUAUGUAUCGGACCGAAGUGGGCCGAUACACCAUCUUCGAAUUGAAUAAUUUAUUGCACACGAGCAAGGAGGCCUUUACCGAUCCGAAAAGUACAAAAUGUGUUGUGGAAUAUAUGACGCGGAUUUUGGAAUCCGAUUCAAAGUUAUCGGCCAAGAAAUGUGAACAAAUCAAUAAUUGUUUAUUGUUGUUGCGUAAUAUUUUGCAUAUACCCGAACCGAGAGGCAACUACAUCAUGUCCACGGCGGCCCAUAACCAAUCGGGUGGAACCCAUGUGGUCUCUAUGCAAAAUACAAUUUUGUGGAAUUUAUUUAUUCAGAGUAUAGAUAAAUUGUUGCUGUACCUUAUGACAUGCCCCCAGCGAGCGGUAUGGGGUGUUACACUGGUCCAGCUGAUCGCCCUCAUGUAUAAGGAUCAGCAUGUUAGUACCCUGCAGAAGCUAUUGAAUAUGUGGUUUGAAGCUUCGCUAUCGGAAAGUUCGGAGGAUAAUGAGAGUAAUACGUCGCCGCCGAAACAGGGUAGCUGUGAUUCGAGUCCCAUGCUGACAUCGGAUCCCACAUCGGAUUCAUCGGAUAAUGGCAGUGGCGGCACUAAGAAAAACGUCAGCUCCGAGGAUCGUCGUCAGGCUUUGCGCGAAGAAACCGAAGCCACAUUACAAGAGGUAAGUCGUAAGGGCCAAGAGUAUCAAAAUGCCAUGCUACGAGUACCAGCUGACAAUGGUGAUGCCCCCGAGGUGGCAACCGAUCUCAGUAUGAAGAAGAAAUCCAACCAAGAACCGACGAACAAUACGAAUUGGUCCCAAAAAGAAUCGGAACAGGGCACCUGUCCUUCGUCGCCGACAAAAAUGAAAAAGGAAAAUAACAAUAAAAUUGAUAACAACGAUGCAACGGAAACUAAAACAACAACAUCAAACAAACAACAACCACAACAACAAUUACAACAACCAGCUGAAUCAAAUUCAAGCACUUCCAAAAUGUCCGACAGUGACAAUUUUAUGGCUCCACCAGCCUUACCUAUUACUAAGCCCACAGCAUGCGUAACAGUUGCUCCCUUGCCGUUAAUGGCCAACGAUCCGGAAUUAAUGGAACCAUGUCCAAAGAGUCAGAAUCAACAGAAAACACCCCAUUCGGCUCAUGUCAAGCUGACAAUGGGUAAAUGUGGUCCGCAGAAGCGACAAUGCCCCUCGUCACAAUCGGAACUAUCCGAUUGUGGUUAUGGUACACAAGUUGAAAAUCAAGAGUCCAUAUCAACCUCUAGUAAUGAUGAUGAUGGUCCUCAGAGCAAGCCACAACAUCAAAAACCGCCAUGCAGUUCGAAGUCACGUAAGGGCCAGCGUAAUAUCUUGACGGCCAUCGAUAAGAAGGAGUUGAGAAGGAAGAAGCUGGUGAAGCGGAGCAAGAGUAGUUUAAUCAAUAUGAAGGGUUUGGUACAGCAUAUACCCACAGAUGAGGAUAUCGCCAAUUUAUUAAAGGAGUUCACUGUUGACUUCUUACUUAAGGGUUACAGUUAUUUGGUGGAGGAUUUACACUCCCAACUUUUGACAAAUUUGAACAUUCCGAUCGACACCUCCCAUUUCUUUUGGUUGGUAACAUAUUUCCUGAAAUUUGCCGCCCAAUUGGAAUUGGAUAUGGAACAUGUCAAUAACAUAUUGACCUUCGAAGUUAUUAGCUAUCUAACGUAUGAGGGUGUAAUGCUAUGCGAACAAUUGGAAUUAAAUUCCCGCCAGGAGGGUAGUGACCCGAAUCCAUAUUUACGACGUAUGCAUUUGGUCGUAACUGCUAUAAGGGAAUUUCUCCAGGCCAUUGAAACCUAUAAAAAAGUCACUCACCUCAGUGAAGAAGAUCGUGAGCGAUUGCGAAUGUUACAGCUGCAAAUAAGUAGUUCGGAAGAUUUACGAAAUUUAUUUGUACUGCUAUUGCGUCGCUUCAACCCUAGUCUACAUCCCAAACAAUAUCUGCAAGAUUUGGUAGUGACCAAUCAUAUGUUGUUGCUGAUCUUGGAUAGUGUUACCAAGUCGGAGGAUAAUGUCCAUAUUAAGAUGAUCGAUCAUGUUUCACAAUUUGCCACCAUGGAAAUAAUGCACUUCUAUGGCAUGCUCCUUGACGAUUUCAAUAGCAAUGGUGAAUUUGUCAACGAUUGUAUAUUCACCAUGAUGCAUCACAUUGGUGGUGAUUUGGGACAAAGUACAGCCCUAUUUCAACCGGUGAUUUUGAAGACAUUUUCACGCAUUUGGGAAGCCGAUUACGAGCUGUGUGAUGAUUGGUCCGAUUUAAUUGAAUAUGUCAUCCAUAAAUUUAUAAAUACACCACAAAAGAGUCCAUUGGCUGCCUCAUCAGCAUCCCUGACGGAGUUAACCAAGGAACAUAAUAUGGAAACAGCAGUGAGCACUUGGACUCAAGAGGAAAUGGACACGCUGUAUUGGUAUUAUGUUCAGAGCAAGAAAAAUAAUGAUGUUGUUGGAAAAAUUGUGAAAUUGUUUGGCAACAAUGGCAACAAGCAGAAAUCGAGGAUAUCGAUAAUACAACAGCUAUUGCAACAGGACAUAAUAACCCUUGUCGAAUACGACGAUUUAAUGAAAUAUGAAGAUGCUCAGUAUCAGCGUACUUUGUUAACGACUCCCACUUCAGGUACCACCGAAUCUGGUAUAGAAAUGAAGGAUACAGCCAUAGCUGGUAAACCCUCUGAUGAUAUACAGAUUCUUCGCGAUUUAAUUAUAAAAGAGAAAAAGAAACAACAUUUGGAAUGGCUGCAGAAAUUGUUAUUGGAAUGUUGUUAUGUCAAAUUGAUUUUGCGGAAAAAUCCCCUAAGGGAAGAUCAUCAGAAUUUAUCGGUGAUAAUGGAACCAGUUGCCUAUCAUUCAAUAUGUAAG